This is a messenger RNA of Myotis myotis, 1388 nucleotides long. RefSeq names its product kallikrein related peptidase 8 (gene KLK8). Gene Ontology annotation, biological process: proteolysis; memory; neuron projection morphogenesis. The record is from RefSeq and is a predicted model, not a curated record. Gene Ontology annotation, molecular function: serine-type endopeptidase activity. The coding region runs from base 180 to 971 and encodes 263 amino acids. The transcript is spliced from 6 exons. NCBI's taxonomy places the organism in Eukaryota, Metazoa, Chordata, Mammalia, Chiroptera, Vespertilionidae.
GCAGAGUGAGCUCCUGGGGCCUCUUCCUCUGGGUCAGAAUCACCUUUUCCUCCCACAGGACCCAGAAGAACAGCUCUGGAUGCUCUGCUCCCCUGGACCCCCCAUCCCACGAACCUACUAGGAUUUCAGGCUCCCCUCUCCUCCUCUCAGCCCAGGCUCUCCCUCCCCCAGGCCUCAGCAUGGGACGCCCACCGCCUGCUGCCAUGUGCACCUGGAUCUUCCUGCUCUUGCUGCUGGAAGCCUGUGCAGGGGUGGCGAUUCAACCUCUCCCUCCUGCUGCAGGGCACUGGAGGGCACAGGAGAGCAAGGUGCUGGGGGGCCAGCCGUGCAAGCCCAACUCGCAGCCUUGGCAGACAGCCUUGUUCCAGGGGGACCAGCUGUUAUGCGGGGGUGUCCUCAUAGAUGACAACUGGGUCCUCACGGCAGCCCAUUGUAAAAAACCGAACUACACAGUCCGCUUGGGAGAGCACAGCCUGCAGAAUAAGAGUGGGCCGGCACAGGAGAGGGCCGUGGCCCAGUCCAUCCCACAUCCCUGCUUCAGUGGCGACAGUGAGGACCAUAACCACGACCUGAUGCUCCUUCGACUACGUGAACCAGCAUCCGCAGGGCCCAGCGUGAAGCCCAUCAACCUGACAGAUCACUGCCCUCAAGAUGGCCAGAAGUGCACCAUCUCAGGCUGGGGCACUAUUACCAGCCCCCAAGAGAGCCUUCCAGAUGCCCUCAACUGUGCAGAAGUCAAAAUUGUGUCCCAGAAGAGGUGUGAAGACGCCUACCCUGGGAAAGUCACCGAGGCCAUGAUCUGUGCCGGAGACAGCAGUGGGGCUGACUCAUGCCAGGGCUCUUCCUGGCUUUGUCCCCGGCAUGGAAACCCCGCCCCCUUUGCCAAUGAUUGGACCCUGAAAACGAUGCUCCACUGCAGUUCUUCCCCAUUGGCCGGGAACACAGUCAUUCCAUCAGUGAUCCUGCCCUGAAAUCAGUUUCUGUGAAUGGUUCUUAGAGAGGAUGGUUUCUCCCCACAGACUCCUGCAAUUAUUGGCAUAGGUACAUGCGUGUGUGCAUGUGUACAGGAACCCUGCUCUUUUUCAUGUUUGGUAACUAGAUUCAAUGAUCUGUUCACCAAAAGCCAGGAAUGGAGAACACAUCAGCUCAGUCCCUGAUGUUUUCUCUUUAGAUGGGACCCUUCAGAGCACUCUCUUCUCUCAUUGGCCGGGGUUUCCCUCACCCCCCCGAGACAAUUUGUCUGGUCCCUUGUAUGUGGAAGACCCCACCCCACUCUCUUAACCUCUCGCUCACCCUAGCCUGCUGGGGCUGACCAGCAGACCCUAAGCAACAGAUGAUUACUCUGACACACGUUUCUGUGAAAGAGAGGGCCAAGGGACUGCCUGGCU